AUGCUGCCCACCGAGGCUGCUCAGAACCUGGCACCAUUCCAUGGAACAUCCUGCUCGGCUGGACUCCGGUUUCCGUUUGUAGCCCCCAACGGCUGCCAGGCCCCCUUGGCUGGUCGGGGAGGGGGGAGAAUGGGGGCAAGUGGAAGCAAAUGUGUGGGGCCUGACAGGAAACCCCCUAAAAGACAGCAGCAGCAGGAGGAGGUGGAAGAGGAGGCGGCGGCAGAAGCAGGGGACACCUUGCUGCACAUGGUGGCCAGGAAGGGUCACUAUGUCCAGGCCCAGGAGCUCCUCUCUGAGGGGGCCACAGAAGCCCUUCACUGCCAGGACACUGCAGGCCGGACGCCACUCUUCUGGGCCACGGAGAACAAGCACGAGCGGCUGGUGGAGCUCCUGCUGACCCACGGAGCGGACCCAUCCACACGUGACCACGAAGGGAAUAUCUGCCUGCACCGAGCAGCCUUCGUGGGCAGUGCCCCCAUCGCCCGGAUGCUGCUGGAGGCCGGCUCAGAGGUGGAUGUCCCCAACAGCCAUGGCAACUGCCCCCUCCACUUGGCGGCCCAGGAGAGCCGCUAUGAGUGCCUUGUGCUGCUCCUCGCCCUCGGUGCCCCUGUCUGGCAGAGGAACAAAGCCGGCCGUCUGCCCCUGGACUGUGUCCGGCGUGGCUCCACAUGCUGGAAGGCCCUGCGGGCAAUGGCCCCAUUGUCGUCGGACCCACCGGUGCCCCAGCGGAUCCUCAGCAGGGACAUCUCCCGGGGCUUCGAGGCGGUGCCCAUCCCCUGCCUCAAUGGACUGGAUGAAGAGGGCCCCCCCGGAGACUUCCUCUACGUCACACAGAAUCUAGUCUCAGACUCCGCAGAGGCCCCUCUGGGCGGAUGGGCCCGCAGCCAGUGCUGCACCUGUGGCCCCCGCUGCUCCCCGGACGUCUGCCCCUGCCUCCGCCGCGGACGCCAUGCCUGGUACUCCCCGGACGGCCGACUGGCCUUGGAUGCCACCGGAGAAACCCCCGGACCGGGCCCCGUGUUCGAGUGUCACCUACUUUGUUCCUGCGGCAGCUCCUGCCCAAACCGAGUGGCCCAGAGGGGGCUCCGGACCCAGUUGCAGCUCUACCGGACCCCCAGCAAGGGCUUCGGGGUGCGCACCAUGGAGGACCUCCCACCAGGCGCCUUCCUUUGCCAGUAUUUUGGGGAGCUGAUCUCCAGGGUGGAAGCGGCACAGCGGGAGGAGGAUGCCUACUACUUCCUGGUGGCGGCAGAGGCCGGGGGCGAGUGCUGCCUCGACGGGCACUUCUUUGGCAGCGUGGGCCGCUUCCUGAACCACUCCUGCCAGCCCAAUCUGCUGGCCCUCCCGGUGGUUGUUGGCAGCGAGAUCCCGGGCAUCGCCUUCUUCAGCGCCCGCGCCAUCCGGGCCGGAGAAGAGCUCGGGUUCGACUACGGCGAGGCCUUCUGGGCUGCCCAGCGCCGCCGCGGGCUCUACUGCCACUGCCGCGGCCCCCGGUGCCGGUACCCGCCCUUGCCUUCUCCUGCCGCCCCUUCAGAGACCCCCGGACCCUCCCGGAUCCCGCGGCGGGGCUUUGCGCUGAAGACCCCGUGUCCGGGACCCCUCCCCAGGGCAGAAGGGCCCAAGAAGAGGCGGACUGAGGCCCCCGCUACAACCACGGCACCCAGCCGCUGCCCUGUGUCCCUCUGUCCGCAUCCCGCCUGUGCCCCCGAGGGCCAAUAAAGCCCCGCU
This is a messenger RNA of Sceloporus undulatus (fence lizard), 1728 nucleotides long. Its product is annotated as histone-lysine N-methyltransferase EHMT1-like. The record is from RefSeq and is a predicted model, not a curated record. The coding region runs from base 1 to 1719 and encodes 572 amino acids. The transcript has 13 exons. Gene Ontology annotation, cellular component: nucleus. Lineage: Eukaryota; Metazoa; Chordata; Lepidosauria; Squamata; Phrynosomatidae. Gene Ontology annotation, molecular function: zinc ion binding; protein-lysine N-methyltransferase activity; histone methyltransferase activity.